AUGGCCUCGAGCACAGCCAACAACACCGGGCAGGACGGUGCCCUCCCCAAUGUCAACCUCAAGCCCCUCUUGACCAAGCUCUGGCCGACAGACACCGUCGUCACGCCCGACGAGAUCGCCGACGCAAUCUCCCACUUUUUCACAAACCAGGUCAGCGAGGCGCAGACGGCGUCCCUCCUCAUGGCCCUGCACUUCACCAAGCUCGACUUCAAGGCCGACGUCCUCGAGCGCUGCGCAUAUGUCAUGCGCAAGGCCGCGGCACCGAUCCCCGUCGAGGAGCUGCAGAGCGUCAUACAGGCGCGGGGAAGAAAAGAGGGCACAUACACGGGCGGGCUGUGCGACAUUGUCGGGACUGGAGGCGACAACCACGACACCUUCAAUGUCAGCACAACCUCCUCCAUCCUCGCCUCGUCGCUGCUCCUCGUUUCCAAGCACGGCAACAAGGCCAGCACGUCCAAAUCAGGCAGCGCCGACAUGGUCAACUGCAUGAAGCCCCGGCCGCCCAUCAUCAGCGCCGUCAGGCCGGAGACGCUGGUCAAGGUCUACUCCAACACAAACUACAGCUUCCUCUUCGCACCCGUCUUCCACACCGGCAUGCGCUACGUCGCGCCCAUCCGGAAGGAGCUCCCCUGGAGGACCAUCUUCAACAACCUGGGCCCGUUGGCGAACCCGGUCGAGGACGUGCUGGAAGCUCGGGUCAUCGGCGUUGGAAGGCGGGAUCUCGGCCCCGCGUUUGCUGAGGCUUUGAGAGUCGCCAAGUGCAGGAAGGCAUUGAUCGUCUGCGGAGAGGAGGAGCUGGACGAAAUCAGCUGUGCGGGGAACACACUCUGCUGGAUGCUGAAAGAGAAGUCCCCCGGAGGCGAAGUGGUGGUCGAGCAUUUCAAAGUCCACCCCAGCGACUUUGGCGUCAGCACACACGCCCUGAGCGAUGUGUCUUCUGGAAAGGAGCCAGAGGAGAAUGCCGAGAUUCUGGCCCGUAUCCUCAAGAACGAGCUUCCUCUGGAUGAUCCGGUUGUCGAAUUCGUCUUGAUCAACACUGCCGCCCUUCUUGUGACGUCCGGCAUCUGCGAGGCGGAUACCAGUGACAUGGGUCACGGCGAUGAUGGGAAUGUCAUCAAAGAACGAGGUCCUGGUGGCCAGCGCUGGAAGGAAGGGGUGCGAAGAGCGAAGUGGGCCAUCACAAGUGGUGAGGCCUGGAGACAAUGGCAAGCGUUUGUCGAAGUUACCAACGAGAUUGGCAGCUGA
This is a messenger RNA of Trichoderma citrinoviride, 1245 nucleotides long. Its product is annotated as nucleoside phosphorylase/phosphoribosyltransferase catalytic domain-containing protein. The transcript has 2 exons. NCBI's taxonomy places the organism in Eukaryota, Fungi, Ascomycota, Sordariomycetes, Hypocreales, Hypocreaceae. Gene Ontology annotation, biological process: L-tryptophan biosynthetic process. Gene Ontology annotation, molecular function: anthranilate phosphoribosyltransferase activity. The record is from RefSeq and is a predicted model, not a curated record. Gene Ontology annotation, cellular component: cytosol. The coding region runs from base 1 to 1245 and encodes 414 amino acids.